UACCACUUUACCUUUGUAAACAUCACGCACGUGGAUCAUGGCUAAUUUCAUUGUGAGACUUGCAAAACCAGGCGAUUGCGAACAAAUUGCAGACCUAAUAAAGGAACUUGCUGUAUACGAAAAACUGGAGGAACAAGUGAAGAUCACUGCAGAUGUUUUGCGAACUGAUGGAUUUGGGGAAGAAAAGUUUUAUCAUUGUUUUGUAGCAGAACUUAAAGAUAAACCGGGCACUACAAACAUAUGUGAUAUUUCAGAUAAACCACUACUUGUCGGAUAUGCUUUGUAUUAUUACACGUACUCUACAUGGGAGGGUAGGAGUAUUUACAUGGAAGAUUUAUAUGUUAAACCGGGAUAUAGAGGACAAGGAAUCGGAACACAACUUUGGAAAUCGGUUACAAAGGAACUAGCUGCACAUGUAAAGUGUGAACAUGAAGUGAAAAUCAAAGCAGACACUCUCCAAAGAGACGGGUUUGGUAAUAACAGUUUAUUUCAUUGUCUUGUUGCUGAAGUGAAUAAAGACGUAAUUGGAUAUUUGUUAUAUUAUUAUACUUAUUCCCCUUGGGUUGGUAAAACAGUGUAUAUGGAGGACUUCUAUGUGAAACCUGAACAUAGAAAUAAUGGAAUAGGUACUAACUUAUUAAAGACUGCUGUCAAGGUAUUUCUGGAUACUCACUGCAAUUGUAUGGAAUGGGCAGUACCAUGCUGGAAUAAAGUGGCUGUCGAUUAUUACAAGCAAAAAGGAGCUAUUAAUCUGACUGAAACUGAACAACUUCAUAUAUAUAGACUUACAGAAGAAGCAAUGCAGAAUUUAUUGAGUAAAUAAACAGGAAAAUCGUUUUACUUUAAUGGAGGCAGCAGGCGUAUUUAAGAAGAGUUAUACGAGAAUGUAGAAGGGAAUUUGUUUCCCAAAAUAUUGUGCUUAUUUGUCAUCACAUUGUAAAUAUUUCAUAUUGUAUUUACGGGAUAGUUUUAAAAUUAUAUUGGUAGGUAAUUGUACAUUAGGCAACCUUUUUAUGUUAUAAAAUGUAUAUAAGUCGAUGUAAAAUAUAAGGCAAA
Mytilus californianus (California mussel) is the source of this 1056-nucleotide messenger RNA. RefSeq names its product thialysine N-epsilon-acetyltransferase-like. The transcript has 8 exons. Bases 38 to 823 code for a protein of 261 amino acids. The record is from RefSeq and is a predicted model, not a curated record. Gene Ontology annotation, molecular function: N-acetyltransferase activity. Lineage: Eukaryota; Metazoa; Mollusca; Bivalvia; Mytilida; Mytilidae.